Molecule: messenger RNA, 2771 nt
Organism: Lactuca virosa
Lineage: Eukaryota; Viridiplantae; Streptophyta; Magnoliopsida; Asterales; Asteraceae
Source: the annotation of a GenBank genome assembly
CUGAUCUGUUUUGACUUCCAGGGAUUCAAAAGUCUUCUUUUCUAGUUUCUACUCUCCCUUCGCAGCUCCGCCUGCGCUUGGAUGAACUUAACGUCGCCGGAAAAUGGGCGGAGGAGAUGUCCGGAAAACCGCGAGAAACAGAAUCAAACCGACUACCAGCAGUGUAUCCAGAGAAGAUCAUCGCGAACUUCGUAACCGGAAGGGUUUGCGGAGGGAAAGAGGCAAAGAUCAACUUCGCAUUUUAGAUGUUAAUUUCGUUCUUCUAGGGUUUACUAUCGUGUCGUCAUUGGUCGCCCUGUUUUUUCUCUACCAUUUCGUUCAGUUCUCCGAUGCAGACGAUCAAUUGCCAAGGGUUAUCACACCGUUUCCUGCGCCAAAAAUCAUGGACCUUGAGAUGUUUCAAGGAGAUCAUAAGGAGAGCUUAUAUUGGGGAACAUAUCGUCCUCAAGUUUAUUUCGGUGUCAGAGCCAGGACUCCAGAAUCUUUGGUUGCUGGAUUGAUGUGGCUUGGUAUAAAGGACGGACGAUAUUUUAUGCGACAUGUCUGCCAAGAUGCAGAUGAUCUUCAAACAUAUGGUUGGAAUAAACAUAAUGGAAGAGACUAUGGACAUCAGGUUCUAAUUGAUCACGGGAUGACAUUGACCACAAGUUUCUUGAAAUCCAAGGUAGAUGGAAGUGGCUAUGGAGGAGACUGGGCUUUUCGAGUUGGAGUGCAAUCUGAAAAAUUAAGUGAAGAAAUGCCAGAUGCUGCACAUCUUUUCUUUUAUGUGGCUGAUGAGGGUGAAAAUGCUCUGAGCUUAGGUAGAAGUGUUACAGAAAUUCAUGAGAAGUCUCUGUUGGCAUUUGGAUCACGAUCAGAUGUCAGUGAUUGGGAGUUACACUUAAAAUCAAUGGAUGAUUUUGAAAUCCACCAUGUUGGUCUCAAGACACCUCACAUUCACAAUCUCUCUGAUAUGGUCCAAGGAAUUCUUGCACUACAAGCAAGAAACUAUGGCCAUUUGGAGCUUCCAGACACAUCUGAAGAUUCUGCUAACAUUUUAGUUUAUCAGAUCUCUGCUAAAACUCCUUUCAAAGCAGACAUUGCUUUUGUAACUGGAACUGAUAUUGAUGAUGCUGAAAUCCAAGAACGUGUCAACAGCCUCACUGGUACAUCACUUACUAGUCAUCUUCAAAAGAAGGAAAAUGAAUUUGAUGAUAAGUUCAAUAAAAUCUUUAAUCCAUCAGACAAGCUUGAUUCUGAAUCUAUGGAAGUUGGUAAGGCUGCUAUUGGAAAUCUAUUAGGAGGGAUCGGAUACUUCUAUGGCCAAUCAAAAAUAUUGUUUCCACAACCCUCUAAGCAUAAAUCUGGUGGUGAUUCUGUAUUAUAUUGGCCUGCUGAGCUGUACACUGCUGUUCCGAGUCGCCCAUUUUUUCCUAGAGGAUUUUUAUGGGAUGAGGGUUUUCAUCAACUAUUAAUCUGGCGAUGGGAUAUGCAUAUUUCCUUGGAUAUUAUUGGACACUGGUUAGAUCUUAUGAACAUUGAUGGUUGGAUUCCACGUGAGCAAAUUUUAGGAGCUGAAGCUUUAAGUAAGGUGCCUGAAGAAUUUGUUGUUCAACGCCCGAGUAAUGGAAAUCCGCCAACAUUGUUUUUAGUCUUACAAGAUCUGGUUUGUGGCCUGAUGAAAAUCAAGUUUUCUGCAACAGAAAGCAAGGAGAUUUCUGCCUUUUUUGAACGAUCUUUUGGUCGUUUAGAAGCAUGGUUUCAAUGGUUUAAUACAACACAAUCAGGCCAGCUUAAAAGCAGCUAUUACUGGCAUGGAAGAAAAGAGAGUCAAACCAUCUUUGAACUAAACCCAAAGACAUUAUCUUCUGGUUUGGAUGAUUAUCCACGUGCGUCACAUCCAAGUGAAGAAGAACGCCACCUGGAUCUCAGAUGUUGGAUGCUUCUUGCAGCCGAUUGCAUGCACUCCAUCUCAAAUCAACUUAUCAACAAACAAGAAUCCACCAACUUAUAUGGGGAGACAGCCAACCUACUUGCUGAUUUUGAUCUUCUCAAUAAGAUGCACUUUGACAAAGAGUAUGGUGCUUAUUUUGAUUAUGGAAAUCACACAGAAAAGGUUCGAUUAAGAAGACAACUAGUGGAGAAAAAUGGGAAACCCCCAAGUCUAGAGCUUGUCAGAGAAGUUUUAGAGAAACCAGAAUUAAGACUGGUUCCACAUAUCGGAUAUGUCAGUCUUUUUCCCUUCAUCUGGAAGAUCAUUCCAUCUAACUCAUGGAUUCUAGAAAAACAACUCCACAUUAUUUACAACACCAGCACUUUGUGGACCGACUUUGGCCUGCGAUCCCUCUCUAAAACAAGCUCGAUGUACAUGAGGCGCAAUACGGAGCAUGACCCAGCAUAUUGGAGAGGCCCAAUUUGGAUGAACAUGAAUUACUUAAUUCUUUCAUCCCUACAUCAUUAUUCAAAAGAGGAAGGGCCAUAUAGAGAAAGAGCCGAGUUAAUUUACAAAGAGUUGAGGGGCAAUCUGAUUCGGAAUGUGAUGAACAAGUAUAAGGAGACGGGUUAUUUAUGGGAACAGUAUGAUCAGAAAAAGGGAAGUGGGAAGGGUGCACACCCUUUUACUGGUUGGACUUCGCUGCUGGUCUUAAUCAUGGCAGAAUCAUAUACUCAAUGUUGACACAUUUUUUUGCAGUUUUGACUUGGGACUAUUUAUUUACUUGUAACAUGAAGACGAAAAAACAAUCGUUUAAGCAGUUUCUAAGUCUAAGGUAUUAGGGGAGACAAAUUCAUAU